This is a messenger RNA of Schistocerca cancellata (South American locust), 831 nucleotides long. RefSeq lists its product as uncharacterized. The coding region runs from base 1 to 831 and encodes 276 amino acids. Gene Ontology annotation, biological process: sensory perception of taste. The transcript has 3 exons. Gene Ontology annotation, cellular component: membrane. Lineage: Eukaryota; Metazoa; Arthropoda; Insecta; Orthoptera; Acrididae. The record is from RefSeq and is a predicted model, not a curated record.
AUGGUGGUGGCGUGUGAUGAACCCAGUGUUAAUGUGGGCAAGUCAGAUUCGUUAGAUGACAAAUUAGCUCAUUUAGAUGAAUGCCUGGAAACUUGGACUGUGGUUGGUUUGGCUCCAACAGAAGGAGAAGCAGCAUCUGAAACCUCUUGUGCUAAUACACAGUGCUGUCGAGACAGGAAGCCUGUACUACGUUCGGCAAUCUGGCUCUUGAUUAUUGCGCUCAUGACAGCAGUGAUGAGCUACUUCCAGGAAGACUGGAACGUCUGUGAAUGGGAACUCGCCACGGUAGCAUAUAUGUUUCAGAAGUGGAUCGGAAGAGCAGUGCUUGGGCAUGAGUUGGGGGGCGUGUCACCUCAAAGCGCCUCUGGUAGACUGCGCCAGCUGAGGGAGGCGUACCUGGUGCUGAUGCACGCGGCAGAGACCCUUCAGCAGCACUUUGGCCUGCCGCUGGCCCUGAUCAUCGCCGGCUGUGUGGGCGGCACCACCUUCUACGCCUACGAUGUGGUCAGCUCAGGAAGGAAGCGGCAUUCACCCUUCGAGUGGUCCAUCAUGUCCGGUCUGUGGAUGGUCCAUCACUCGCUGCAGCUAGUGGCGCUGUCACUGGCGUGCGCAGCGACUGUGGACUCGGCGGCCUACACUGGGCCACUGCUGCUCAGGGCGUCCGCUCUCUGCGAUUGGCGCGGUCCAGAACUGGAUGCCUUCACGCAGGUCACCCUGCGAGGACCGCGAUUGCAGUUCUCGGCUGCUGGACUGGUCGUCAUAGACAGGCGCCUGUUGGUGUCUGCACUGGCCGUGGUCGUCACCUACCUUGUCAUCCUUGGGCAACAGUGA